GACGAGGUAAAUCAGGUGCUCACCACUAAUCUUUGGCUUGAAAUGCAAUGGAACGAUUACAAACUGACAUGGGAUCCAGAAAAGUGGAAUAACAUCCGGAAGUUGCAUGUUCCAUCGGAUCAGAUAUGGAUUCCGGACAUUCUACUUUACAACAAUGCAGACGGCGAGCCACAUAUAACAAUCAUGAGCGAUGCCCUGGUUUAUUAUACAGGUGCUGUGGUAUGGAAGCCGCCAAGCAUUUAUAAGUCAUUUUGUCCGUCAAAUCCAACUGAUAAUAUCGAGACUCGUUACGAUGAAAAUGGAAAAGAGUAUCAAUUCCUAGAACAAGGGAUGGAUUUGUCGUCUUAUUAUCCAAGCCGCGAAUGGGACUUGAUUAGUUUAACAAGCCGACGGCAUGAGCGUUUGUAUCCUGGAUGCUGCGGGCAAGAAUUCUACAUUGAUGUCACAUUUGAUCUAUCGCUACGCCGUAAAACUCUAUUUUAUACUGUUAAUUUG
Messenger RNA from Gongylonema pulchrum, 495 nucleotides. Lineage: Eukaryota; Metazoa; Nematoda; Chromadorea; Rhabditida; Gongylonematidae. The record is from the annotation of a GenBank genome assembly.